AUGCGCAGCGAGACUCUCUGGUCGAACAGGAUUCCUCUGGAUGCCGUUGAAUGGAGUCAAAGUUUGCGACAAGAAGGGGCUCGUGGUCUGUCCAAAACACUGCGGCAUGUCGGUGAAGAAGGCAAGACAUGCUUUGGUCCCAUCGAUUCAUGCCACGGCUCCUCAUGUCUCGGAGACGCACCGAACACUGCUUGGAAUGGGCAUGGAAUAUGGAGACGCAGUAGCGGGAGCAUGCUUUUCCGCUUCCCUGCAGAGCGUCACACUGCUAACGCAUGGUCGGGGUUGCCAUUCACUGCAUCUAUAGGCUACAUAUGA
Molecule: messenger RNA, 315 nt
Organism: Colletotrichum destructivum
Lineage: Eukaryota; Fungi; Ascomycota; Sordariomycetes; Glomerellales; Glomerellaceae
Exons: 2
Coding region: 1-315 (104 amino acids)
Source: RefSeq, a predicted model, not a curated record